Amoebophrya sp. A120 is the source of this 9370-nucleotide messenger RNA. Lineage: Eukaryota; Dinophyceae; Syndiniales; Amoebophryaceae. The record is from the annotation of a GenBank genome assembly.
GUUUUUUGAAGCGAAUGUUGUUGUGCAACAGAAGUGGAUGGUCACUGAAACCUGUAUCUUUUUUUGUAGCAUUGACUUUUUGUAGCACGCGUUGAAAUUUUCAUUUGGAUAAAAAUCGUUCUUGUUUUACGACUGUACAAAAUUCAAAAUUGAUAACUAGCCAGUACUCACUCUCACUGACCACAAGUGUACAAAAUCUUUUGAUCGACUAUUCGUCUUUGCUGUUGGUUUUUUUCAUGCGUUUCUUGUACUGCAGGAGAAGGAGAACGGUCACGGUCCAAAAGAGGAAGCUAUCCGCUCGGUGACUGUCAACGAAGUUUUGCAAUUUGAUUUCGUUGAUCUGGCCACGCAAAACUGGGACCCACCGCCAGACUCUCUUGGGACAAUGUUUCGCGUGCCGUGCUUGCAGAAGCGCAAGGGUAUCUAUUAUAUUCACUCAGGCAUUUUUGCUAGUUUCGCGGAGCCAAGCGGCACUUCUCAUACUGCUGUGCAUAGGUACAACAUCUGCGUGCAUCAGAAGCGAUUGAAAGUCAAUGUUGGAAUUUUGAACUCAGGUAACGUGGCGAAGACUCGGCCCUACAGCCACCCAGAGCAGCUGCAGCAGAUACCGUACCAUCACAACAACUACACAAACCCAAGCUACUAUCCACAGGAACAGCACGACCAAAGCCAAGGCUCUGGCUAGUUAGUGUCACAGUAUCCAUGCACUUUUCUCUUUCCGUAAGCACACAUGGUGCCGCGUUUGUAUCACCAAAACGUGCUGGAGAAAGGAUACAACUACCUGAGAGGCUUCAAUUUUGCUCGGCAUAGCUCCGAUCAGUUCGAGGGCGGCAACGGGAACGGAAAGAGACGAUCAAGCAGACCGACCCGGGACGCAAAAGACUACUACUUUCAUCCCAGUGCGUACUGCAGAGGAAAAAUUUCUCACACGACAAGAUGCCUUUGUUCUUACAAAUUUUUAGGACAACUGUAUAGAUGCUGGGAACAGAAGGCGAAUUGCCUGGCGAUUCCCAUAAGUAUAAUUCUUUCACGUACAGCUUUAAGGGUUCUGCAUCAGGCAUUGAUUUGCAUGCAGAGAAGUUCUUUUCUGAUGCAAAAAAAGAAAAACCGAACGCAUGCGCAGCAUAUUGCUUGUGAAAGGCUUUUUCCUACCAUACUACUUCGUCCUCAUCGUCGUCCGGCGUGGGGCCGCACCAUUUUUACCAGCAUCAUGGGUACUAGAAGCAUUUUUCUUUAUACUUAUGUGAUCAGCAUGAGACCAUGAGGACGCGAUUGUCCAACAAGUAAGAUAAAGAUUACGAAAGUCCGUACUGAGAUGAAAGCCGAGAUUGCGCAAUCCACACCUUUUCCAAAUGUUGGAUCGAAUCUCGUUGUGGUCGCAGCGCAUUCGCAGGAGAAUCGAAGCAGGAAAAUUCAAACCCGCCCGUCUACAGCUAUCCGGAGCAUGACGCUUACCGGCAGCCAAGCUACGAGAUGUCAACCACAGUCUACAUAUGCGUUGCAAUCACGACUGGGUCGGGAAAGUUCAAGUUGCCAGAUUUUAAUGCUGAAGCCGCAACAUGCCGAUGCCCCUGAGCUUUUACUUUGUGGUGCGUUAUUGAAAAGCGCUGCCUCUUUGUCAUGCACUCAUGAGGGUUGCGGUUACGCUUACGCACUACGAAACGACUCAGAAAUUUCUUAUGCGUGGGUGCGCACGGGAGUCAGAUUUUCAUUCAUCUAUUUAGCGUCACAACUUAUUUCUAGACCCAGACGUGCUUGCAGUUGAUACUCCAGUGACCCCGUGUACAGUGACAGCAGUUCAGCUACGACAGGAGAAAAGCACACCACCACCACACCCAAAGAAGCUUUGUACAGCAUGCUCCGUGUCGUGCAUUGAUGAGUGGAGGCAGUAUCAAGUUGUGCUACUCAAAAACUUAGAGCCACACACAAUGUUGUGGUUUUUGGCUGCGAUCAGAGCAAUUAUCAUCGCCUACAAAAAGGAUAUUUCGUACAAGAAAGACGCAUCGAAAAUGAUCUGUCGUUGCCUGGGCGUGAUACGUGGUGGAAUGAAUGCCUUUUUCCAUACUAACCGACGAAUAUUACGGUUACUACACGGAACCGGAAGUGGACGACGAUCGAUUUCCGAAUGGAAAUCUGGUAUAUAAAUAUAUCGCGGUAGUAGAUUUCAGCGAAAUGAAUUGGAAAAGCACAUAAGUACUUCUAUAGCAAUGCUCCCAAAAGACUAUUUUUCUCAUUGUUGGUCAUGGAAAUCGAUCCCGCACACACGAUCGCCCCAAAUGACGCCUGUUCCCAAUGAAAUGACAGAUCUGAAUAGCCUGAACUAUCUAGAUCCUUAGGGAAAUGGUCAGAAUCUAUCUAGAUCCUAAAGGAAUCUCUUCACCAUGUUCCGCGAAUCCCCCAAAUACUACGAAGGCAAAGCCGUCAGGAUCGUAGUGAAAUGAAUGGACUCAGCUCGGUCCAGACGUUCAGAAUGGUCACCCUGGGGGACUUGACUCCCGCCAGGGUCGAGCACCAAUCUGAGCAGGUUGAGGAGUGGACUCCCAUGCUGUUUUGGCUACUUGACUCUGAACCCGAUUGGUCCAUAUGAAUGUGAUGAAUUUGGAUGAAUUGAACCUACAGGAUGAAACGCAGCAAGAGACUUGCGUCACUUGCUUGCUUACUUGCAAUUGAGAGAAUUCAUAGAAAUGCUGUUGAUAACGAGCACAGUGGAGCAAACGUGUGUAAGUGUGUGCGAGUGUUCUCAAGUCCACUAACACUACGCUACGCCUUGAGACUCAAACUGGCUCUUCUAGUCAGAUAAGUUUAUUUGAAAUAAUGGGCCAAGAGGCAAAGCUGGUGGAGAAGUUGUCCAGCGCGCAGGACUGGCGUGUCUGGCGUCGCGGGGUCACGAACGAGGUUUCUCGCCUCGGACUCCAGGAGUAUUGGGAUAAUCGUCUUGCUGGUAACCCUCCGGGGAUUCCGCAGGCGGCCAAUGCUGCCAACAACGCGAUCCGGGAGAAGUGGCGCGACCUGAAGGAUGCCAUCUACAAGUCGUGUACCGGGUCCGUGUCCACGUGGGUCAACAGUCAGCACUACAUCAACGACGACGCUGCGCAGUUGUUCAUGCGUAUUCGUGAUGUUGGUCGCUUCAAUGUUGCCUCCCGUGACCAGCAGCACAUCAAGACGUCCUUGAUCGACGCCAUGCACUUCGACAACCGCGACGCGCCGAAGGAUGCUCCGACGUUCCUGGCCCAGAUCCACGACUUGAUGGAGAUGGCGCCGAGUGUCUACGUCCCGGAGCCCGGGCGUCCGGUCGAAGAUCAUCAUGUGAAGAACACUCUGGACAAGUUGCCCAAGAUGUUUGCGUCGGCCUUCCGCCAGACCAUCGACCGCUGCGUGGACGAGUCCGAUCACAUCACCCUCCAGCAGAUCGGCGACCGUCUCGAGAAGAAGCUCGCGCAGCUGGUCAAGGAAGGUUCCUACAAGAUCGAGAGUCCGUCCUUCGGCAAGGCUUUCCCGGUCGUUGAGGAAAAGACGAAGAAGAAGAAGGUCAGAAAGAUGUUGAUGAUGAGGAGCCGGACUCCGCUGAUGAUGGUCAGAAUGCUGCUUCUGGCAAGGUGUUCUCGGCGAAAGCCUUGAAACGCAUGAAAGCCAAAUUACGCAAGCAGACCGAAGCGAGUGUCUUGGCUGCCCAUGGCCUGCCCCCGAAAGCUAACGCCAAGGGCGGAAGUGGCCAGAAAGGUGGUGAGACUGGUCGGAACCAGAGCACUCCCUACAACACUGUGACCAAACCCAAAUGCUGGAUCUGUGGCAAGGAAAACCAUAAGGCGGACCGUUGCCGCUGGAAUCCUAACAAUCAAGGGAAAGGUCAGUGGGGUGGUGCCUGGGGAAACCAGCAGCCGCAGUGGUGUCCGCCGGUGAACCAGAAUCAGACGAACAACCAGAAUCAAGGGCAGGGAGCCGGUGGAAAGCAGGAUGGUUGGGUCUGGCAAGGACCAGCCUGACAAGAUGAAGGAGGUGUCUAUAUCUCGGAGUAUGGUAGUUGUAUGCUAAAUUUCGAGAAUUUAGAAGAUUUCGAUGUAGAUUCUUCUAGCUGUUUUACUGCACAGACCAAGGACGAAGUGAGCUUGGUCGAUUCAUGUGCAAACAAGUAUUUAUCUAGACACAAAUCGGAUUUUAUUGACAUCUCGAGCAACGUCUGUCGCAUCAGCGGCACGGCCGGGGCUCGUGAUGGUUUUGUAGGAAAACUGAAGGAAAACGCUCUAGGUUUGCCCUAUGGCGUCUACUUCAAACACUUGCCAAGAGAUAUUGAUCGUAUUCUUCCGUGGCUCGGUGAGGACAAUCUCAGUGAUCGUGGGUGGGAUCUGAACUACAACAGCUCUGGCGGUUCCUUAGUCAACAGGGAAUCCGGUCAGAUGCUACCAAUCAAGAACCACGAGAGGUUGACCCUCCCAGUCCUUGGGUGUGAUCUUUUCGUGAUGGGCCUCCGGGGUCAGGCGACUAGAGACACCGCGGAGGAUAUUGCAUGCAUUACAAUCGAAGAAAGUAUUGCUAGUUGUCACCUUACGCGUCUAGAACAACAUAGAGGAUUCGGACACUUUCAUGUAGAUGGUCUGAAUGUCCAGUGCCCUGAAUGCGACAAAGCGAAAGGCGCGAGAAGCUCUCACGCAAAAGAGCGAGACACUAGUAAUUACAAACCUGAGCCAUUGAAACUACUCGCGAUGGACUUCGCGGUAGGUAUUAAACCUGUAUCGAUUCGGUCACGCACCUGCGUGCUUGUGGUCAUCUGUGAUGCCAUCAAGAAGUGUUUCUGUGUCCCUCUUAAGCUGAAAAGCGACUGCGUUGAGGUUUUGGAAGAAGUGAUAAAAGGCAUUCGCCAGAGCUACGCUUUGACCCUCGAGGACAAAGUGGUGUGGUUCGUCCGUAGGGACAGUGAGCCAGUUCUGGGCAGUGACUCCAUGACCAAGGUCAUGCAAUCGCUGCGGGUCGGUGAUGCUCCUACGGUUCCCUACAACCCAGAGCAGAGCGGAACCUGCGAACGCUUUAUGCGGACCAUAUUCGGCGCUGUGCGUGCGAUGUUGGUGAACGUGGACAAGCGUCUGUGGUGCUACUCGGUCGAGUACGCUGCAGCAUGCUGGGACCGCCUUCCGCAUAAGUAUAGCAAAAUGCCUGAGUACGACGGAAAGACUCCUGCAGAGAUUUUGGAUGAGAGAACUGGAAGAAAUAGUUCCAAAGUUGGCACAAGGAUGCUAAGGCGUUUUGGUUGUCUCGUUUAUUUUCGUGAACAAGUCAAGAAAGGCGAAGUUCAUGAAGCUCCUGAGGGGGGAGUAGCAGUGGUAGCUCCAAAGCUGGCCGCGCCAUUUCGUCGUGGUGUAUUUCUCGGCCUUUGUCCUAAGUCUUCGGGCUGGCGGGUUGGGACGUAUGUCAUGGACGGCCGGUCCGCCGCGGGACAUCGUUGGAUAGAGUAUUCUACCAUCGACGUCAAGUUCCGUGAGGAGUGCCUCGUGAAGAAUAUUGAGGACCUAGUUCCUAACUCGAAAGGUAUCUAUGUCGAGUGUGACGCAAUCGAGGCCCUACCUAGUGGAGCGUCGUGUGCGCCAUCUCUCCCGUGCGUCGGUCCUGAAAUCGGGGCUGUGCGUCGGCUGGGGGUGGAUGUCUCGGAGCACGCUAGUAGGCAGCCUGACGGUCCUGAGACGUUAGUGAUUGAGAGUUUGGAUAGGGAAGAUGAUCCGGGCCAGAUAGAUCCCGAGCCUGAAGGUGUUAAACCUGAGGAGGGGAAUCUGGACGAUCACCCCACUCACAGCAGCUUAUCUAGUCCAAGAAAGGCGAGCCCGUCUCCGGCAAGGAUUGUGGCUGGCAACCGCACCUCCAAGCCGCGAGGUCGUGGCCGUCCCAAGGGGAGAAAGGACAAGAGAAAGCGCGUGAGACGUACACGAAAAGAGCUCGACGCACUGAAGAAGGACGCGAGUGCGUUUGCCGCAGCAAUAGCAGCACAGGAUGAUCGAGAGGAAGGUGAGGAAUUCCUCGACGUCCAGUGUUAUUUGACUACAUCGGCCAAGUUGGAUCCUGCUCGUUGCAAAGACUCAGUCGAAUGGAACGCAGCAACCAACAAGGAAGAUUGUAGACUUGAAGCCUGUAAAGUGUGGGAGCCAGCUACUGACGAGGAGCUAGCGACCGCAAAACAGGUUUUGCCUAUUGCUAUCCUUCUUACCGAGAAGCGUGACGGUACGAAGAAAGCGCGAGCAGUAGCACUCGGUAAUCUUGAUCGUUCGGGCGAGCUGGACACUUUCGCUCCUGUUGUGUCCCAUGCCGCUAACAGGUUACUUCUAGCCGGUGCAGCCGCAGACGGUGAUGAUGUGAUCCCGUUCGACCUUGAUAGUGCGUUUCUCAGUGCCUUACUUGAUCGCGACGUCUUCUGCCGCUUGCCACCCAUCUGGGCGAAGAAGCACGGCGUGGAGAUCGUCAAGCUCAAGAAAGCGCUUUACGGCUUGAAAGACGCCCCCAGGCUCUGGUAUAAGAAGUAUGGGGAAGUACUGACCAAGCUAGGUUGGGAACCCUGUCCCUCUGCGCCAGGUCUGUGGAAGAAACCGAGCUUGGAACUCCCUGGGAAGUUUCUGAAGUUGGCAGUGUAUGUCGACGAUAAUCUUAACACAGGUCCUCCGACUGGGUCCGAGUUGGCUGGAGAACUUGCGGAGAUCUUGCACCACGUCAGGGGGCGCAUGAUCGACGUCGAGCUUGUUCCGGAGUUUAACUCUGUGUCCAAGAAGUUUGACUUCCUAGGGUCAGUAGUGUACUACAGCUGGAAUCUACGAGCCGUCAGGAUCGUGAUGUCAGAGUACAUAUCCAAGAUUUGUAAGAAAUUCAACGUCUCAGAAGCGGGCAAGCCGGUCCACUCGCCAAACUUCGAUGAGUCUGAACUCGCUAAAGAAGUUGAAGGAGCUAAAGUUAUUGCAGGUUUUCCCCUUCGAGAGGUCGUUGGCUCUCUGCAGUGGGCUGCAACCACCUGCAGGGUAGACAUUGUUGUCCCGGUUGCCACUGUCGCGAGAUACGUAGGCAAGCCGGCGACUCGGCCUGUCGUAAACGCCUGUAAGAAGAUUUUGAAGUAUCUAUUGACAACGAAAGAGCAGGGUCUGUCGUAUAGUCCGGAAAUUGAGGAAGAAUUCAACAGAAUCUACAGCAAGCUACUGCCCGACGGGAGAGACUUGCCUGAUGUGAAUCUGUUUUCGGAUGCUAGUUUUGCGAACUGUUGCAAGACCAUGCGAAGCACUAGUGGUAGCAUUAUGUACUUCCGCGGCUUCCCGAUCUGUUGGCGUAGCAACCGGCAGACCGUGAGGGCGUACUCCACGGCGGAGGCGGAGUAUAUAGCUGCUUCCGACACUAUUGUGCUGAGCGAGCAGAAUGACUUUACAGAGUUCUUCAAACCUCUACCCACUGUCAUGGUGGAAAAGCAGAAUGGCUUAUCUCCCUCCCUGGAUGAUGCCAUAUUGUGGAUCGACAACCAGUCCGCGAUAACUACAGCUAAGAGCACAGACAACAAACCGAAAUCGAGGCACUACGCACUGCGAUAUCUCCGCGUGAGAGACGCAGCGAGCCAGAUCAUGUUCUGCCCGACCUACCUAAUGAAGGCAGACGGUCUCACGAAGCUCGAGUGUAGUGUGCCGCAGAGACGCUUACUCUUGCACCAUAUUGAUAACCCCGACCCUAAGUCUUUUAUUUGUGACUCCUCUGACGAUGAGGAUGAUUUAGACACGUUUAUAGAGGGGAAUCACAAGGGCAAGGCUAAAGUAGGCUAUACUUAUUCGAUUUAUUUUGGUUUCUAGAGGGGAUAGCUAGUUCACCACAGCGCGCUCAGGAGGGGAGUGUGGUAGGACGCUAUCCAGAUUAGCACCACCGCCGCAGCGAUUGAGGAGGGGUGUUGGUCAUGGAAAUCGAUCCCGCACACACGUAACACGAUCGCCCCAAAUGACGCCUGUUCCCAAUGAAAUGACAGCUCUGAAUGACCUGAACUAGCUAGAUCCUUAGGGAAAUGGUCAGAAUCUAUCUAGAUCCUAAAGGAAACUCUUCACCAUGUUCCGCGAAUCCCCCAAAUACUACGAAGGCAAAGCCAUCAGGAUCGUAGUGAAAUGAAUGGACUCAGCUCGGUCCAGACGUUCAGAGUGGUCACCCUGGGGGACUUGACUCCCGCCAGGGUCGAGCACCAAUCUGAGCAGGUUGAGGAGUGGACUCCCAUGCUGUUUUGCCACUUGACUCUGGACCCGAUUGGUCCAUAUGAAUGUGAUGAAUUUGGAUGAAUUGAACCUACAGGAUGUAACGCAGCAAGAGACUUGCGUCACUUGCUUGCUUACUUGCAAUUGAGAGAAUUCAUCGAAUUGCUGUUGAUAACGAGCACAGUGGAGCAAGCGUGUGUAAGUGUGUGCGAGUGUUCUCAAGUCCACUAACACUCAUCAGUUUCCAAAAAAAAGAAAACAAAAACCUACACAAAGGAAUGGCGAGCAGACCCGUGCCCAACUGUAGGACCGAAGUCCCUGAAGAUGGCGCUCGGAAGUUAUCAUGGGAUAAAAAAGUUAUAGACAGCUGCGGGUCCUGCAAGAUGAAUUUGCUGCAUGCAACAAUCGACUGCAUUUUUUUAGCACAACGGCACAGCCGGGCCCAGAGCCAGUAGUUGCACCAUUGUCUUUGGCAUUCUUCCUCAUUUCCGCCUAGGAGAGAGGACCACGACCAGGGAGAGGCAUCAAUUAAUGUGUCUGAGAAUGGAAAGAAAAAGAAUAAGAAACGUAGAGAGAUCGUACCGGUUUGCAAUUUGAAGCAGUGCAGCACUCGCAGCAUUACUAUGGCCUUUUUUCAUCUGCAUAAGCUCAUCACCUUCACUGCGGAGCAAGGCAUCCCACUGGGCGUGAUGCGGAAGGACAACUCGUUUUUUCUGCGGGUCGAAAAGUGCCAGCCGGCGUUCAACGAAGUGCAUCACGAGCAGAUCGAGCAGCUCUAUGGCAUGAAACUACCACCGAACGCCGAAGACAAAACUCAGUUCUGGCCGGAAGGGGCGUUCAACACCUACUGUAUUUAUAGUGUUCUCACAGUUGUUUCUUGCUAUUGCGUGCCUCCCCCUGUUGCAGUUUCUUCUAUAGGCACAAAGAUAGUGACUGCGUGCUGUGGCAGCUAGUUGCAGUUUUCAAAUAUUGAGAAUAUGUACUAGCACGAAUUUGAUGAGUUACCAACACACACUAAAGGUAACAACCAGAACCCGUAUUUGAAGGAGCGAAUGCUGGUCACGUACCGAAAGUGGCACGACGACCGGUCGCGCAUGGCCGAGCUCACCGACAAACUGAUCCACCUGAAACAGAAGCGCGCUGCUCGGUACGGCAAAAACGAGGAGAAAAGUACGAGCAAGUGA